AUGGAACUCGUAGGCUUUAGUUUUGCAAAGUUACCAUUUCAUCGCUUCGUUAUUUCAAUUGCGAUUGCAUUGUGCUUUGUUCAAGUCUCCUCGGCAUCAAAUGAAACUGACAUAUCCGCAUUGCUUGCAUUCAAAGCUGGGAUAACUGAGGACCCUCUCGGGGUGCUUAGCUCCUGGAACAACACAGUCAACCUUUGCCAAUGGUACGGUGUUACAUGCAGUCGCCGGCACCAUAACAGAGUCACCGUGUUGGACCUCAAUUCCCAAAAAAUCUCUGGGUCCAUCUCCCCUCACAUUGGCAAUCUCAGCUUUUUAAAGGAAUUGUCUCUCUAUAAUAAUAGCUUUUGCCACGAAAUCCCUCCUCAAAUCGGGCAGCUGCACCGUCUUCGUCUCUUACAGCUACACAAUAAUUCAUUGGCUGGUGAAAUUCUCAAGAAUAUAUCAGGUUGCUUUAACCUCCGUCGUGUCAGAUUGUCUGGAAACCAAUUAAGUGGAAAAGUUCCUCCAGAGAUACGUUCUUUGGUGAAGCUGCAGAGUCUUCGUUUAACACGAAACUAUCUAACGGGAAGCAUCCCUUCUUCCAUUGGGAACUUAUCAUCGUUGGAGGAUCUUCAUCUUCGAGAAAAUUACUUAGGCGGGAGUCUUCCUCAGGCUCUAGGCCAACUGACCAAACUAACAACACUUGCUUCGGGAGGAAACCGGUUGUCAGGUACUGUUCCGCCUUGCCUCUACAACUUAUCUUCAUUGGUAACAAUUGACCUAGGAACUAACCAAAUCCACGGAAGUCUUCCCUCUACAAUGGGCUUCGGUCUCCCCAACUUGGAAUUUUUCAGCAUCUACGGUAACCAGUUUGUUGGAUCAAUCCCUCUAUCGACACCUAGUAAUGCCACAAACCUAAACACACUUCAAUUGGGACACAACAAACUCUCGGGGAACGUACCUUCUUUAGAAAGUUUGCGAAACCUUCAACGGGUGAGCACUGACGCUAACCACCUUGGAAGUGGGGGAUCUGGUGACUUGAGCUUCCUUUGCUCAUUGACCAAUGCCACUAGCUUAACCUACUUGAGUAUUGUAGAUAACAUAUUCGGUGGGCGGUUGCCGGAAUGCAUUGGUAAUUUCUCCAUUACUAUCACAGUAUUGGCAUUGGGCAUAAAUCCUAUUAUUGGUGAGAUUCCUAGAGCAAUCAGCAAUCUUGUGAACUUGGAAGUCUUAUGGAUGAGUCACAAUAUUCUUUCAGGUGUUAUCCCGUUUGAGGUGGGAAAUCUUCAGAAUCUAACAUAUCUGAGUCUCUCUAAUAACAAUCUAUCAGGUGUAAUUCCAUCCUCUUUGCAAAACAAGAAAUUGAUCAGAUUAUAUCUUGAAGGGAAUCGCCUACACGGGCACAUUCCUUCACAAAUAGAUAAGUGUCAAAGUCUGAUGGAGCUGGAUCUUUCUAACAAUAAUCUCAUUGGUUCCAUAUUCCCAGUAGUUAAAACUCUCAUCUAUUUGAACUUGUCUCAUAACCAUUUGAAUGGGGCCAUCCCAGUGGAAGUAGGACAAAUGGACCAUUUAAAUACUUUGGACAUUUCAUGCAAUAUGUUCGGUGGUGAAAUUCCGAGCACUCUAGUCAAUUGCGAUGGACUGGGAGCACUAGUAAUGAAGGAUAACCACUUCCAAGGAUCCAUUCCUCAAUCAAUUAGCUCAUUAAGAAGCAUUGAGUGA
Messenger RNA from Syzygium oleosum, 1701 nucleotides. Its product is annotated as probable LRR receptor-like serine/threonine-protein kinase At3g47570. The record is from RefSeq and is a predicted model, not a curated record. NCBI's taxonomy places the organism in Eukaryota, Viridiplantae, Streptophyta, Magnoliopsida, Myrtales, Myrtaceae. Gene Ontology annotation, molecular function: protein binding. The transcript has a single exon. The coding region runs from base 1 to 1701 and encodes 566 amino acids.